Molecule: messenger RNA, 340 nt
Organism: Nematocida parisii ERTm1
Lineage: Eukaryota; Fungi; Microsporidia
Exons: 1
Coding region: 14-340 (108 amino acids)
Biological process (GO): transcription initiation at RNA polymerase II promoter
Cellular component (GO): SAGA complex; transcription factor TFIID complex; nucleus
Molecular function (GO): promoter-specific chromatin binding; RNA polymerase II general transcription initiation factor activity
Source: RefSeq, a predicted model, not a curated record
GUUUUUUUCUUUUAUGGACGACAGCACAUUCAACAAAAUAAAUGAGGGGCUUGACUCUUUUAUUCCUUUAAUCCCAGAUGUCGUGCUAGACCACUGCUUCACUAAAGCAGGACUGGCAACAGAUGAUCCAAAGAUUAAAAAACUGGUCUCUCUUAUAGCACAAAAGCUAAUUACUGACGUGGCCACAUGCGCCUACCAAUACCACAAAAUCGCAAAGAGGGCAUCGCUGAAAGAAAAAAAAACACCAAAAGAGAAAAAGCUCACUCUCACUCUGUCCGAUGUGGAGAAUGCCCUGAAAGAGUGCGGUAUUAACAUAUCCCGGCCCUCGUACUUCUUUUAA